AAGAGAAGUUCAAUGUGGAAACAAAAAUUAUUGUUGCAGACUUUGGAGAGAGAGAAGAUAUUUACACUAAAAUAAAAGCUGCAUUGGAAGGCUUAGAGAUUGGUGUUUUAGUCAACAAUGUAGGGAUUUCAUACGCUUAUCCAGAAUAUUUCCUUGAUGUUCCAGACCUGGAUAAUACAAUCGACAAAAUGAUAAACAUUAACAUCAUGUCUGUUUGUAAGAUGACACGCUUGGUGCUGCCUGGCAUGCUGGAAAGAUCUAAAGGAGCAAUCCUGAAUAUCUCCUCAGCUAGUGGCAUGUUUCCAACUCCUCUGCUUACUCUCUACUCUGGAACAAAGGCUUUUGUGGAUUUCUUCUCUCAAGGCCUCCAUGCGGAGUACAAGAGCAAGGGCAUUAUUGUGCAGAGUGUUUUACCAUAUUAUGUGGCUACAAAAAUGGCCAGAAUCCGCAAGCCAACCUUUGAUAAACCCAGUCCUGAAACGUAUGUAAAAGCUGCCCUUGGCACAGUAGGCCUGCAGUCCCGGACCAAUGGGUGUCUACCCCAUGCUAUAAUGGGCUGGUUCAUGUCUCUUUUCCCUACCUCAACUGUUGUAAACUUCACAAUGAGCCGCAACAAGCAAGUGCGGGCUCGUUUCUUGAAGAAAGCGAAAGCAAACUAAGUUGUUGGAAUGGGAUCAGAUGUUGCGAUACCUUCUGUCUCAAUACCCGUGUAUUACACCAAAAAAUUUAAUUGUAUUUAAAAUUUUCUAGUGUAGUUCAUAUUUUCUGACAGGACCAAGCAUAAUCUUUGACUGGGAUUAGAGGUGGAAGAUGAUUUCUGGACUUGACUAUGCUUGGUUUGUUAGUCAUGUGCAAGUAUUGAAUAUUAACCAGAUAUAGUAUAUUACAUGAAGCUAGUUAGUUACACUAGUGGAUGCAGAAUUGUCAGAAGCCUGGUGAUAGAGGGAAAAAGUACUACCUGGUCACUUAAAUGGUUAGAGUCAAAUGGCUGGUACUUAAUAAUAAAAUAAUGAAGUUGAUUGGCAUUCACUUUUAAGUUUUUCACUCCGGGACCAGUCAGUUACAUGAAGUCCACCUGUUCUCUAAGUUAGGUAUGCGUGGGUGGAAGGAAGAAUUGCAGAUGUCUGUCUUUCAGCUAUACUGCUGUGAUAUAAGCUUUACUUAAAAACAAAAAACCUAGACAAAACCUUUGUUCACUGAUGUAGCUAAUACUCGGUUCAAAUUCAGAACUCUCCCUCAGAGUCUGUGUAGCCAGUCUGUGAUGUCUCCCCCAUAUUUUAUUUAAUGAGUUGAAUGUGUACUAGAAUACCUGGGGGGAGGAGUUUUUAACGGUCUCGGGUUGUACUUGUGUGGCUCCUAUGUCAGUCUCCAAUAAAAACAGUUUCUGCGUUAGUCUGUCCAUUUUUUAAAUUGGCUCAGUUAAGAGGGACCAUACACUUUAGUAUGUUGGCUUUAAAUCCUGUAACUCCACUGUCUUCAUCUGCAGUACUGAAAUGUAUUCAUGUGUCAACACUUGGGUGUUUUUAUAGAAUGUAAAUUGAGGGAUCUGCUAUGAUCUGAUUUAUAAAAUGGAGGAAAAUGGGCCAAAAUGCAAAAUGAGUGAUUUGCUCUAACAUAUUCUAACAUGCUAACUACAGCAAUUGUUUAAAUUUUUGACUAUUAAUGCUAACUUUUCAGUGUGUAAAAUAUAUAUAUAUAUAUAUAUAUAAAAUAUGAUUUGUAAUGAUCUUGUUAGAAGUUUGGUGCCUGCUGUUACUUGUAGAAAAUUGCAAACACAAUGUAGAUAAAUGCUACCAGUUACCCGCUGGUUGUCUUGUAAAGACUGUUGGUACUUUAAAUGAAAGCUUGAAAUUACAUUUUGUUGGGGUGGUGGUUAAAUUCUUUCUGGCACAUGCAUCAGUGUCUUGCUGUGGACCAGGUGAAAUGAAGCUAAAUAUCUAUCAGCAAGUCCUAAGAAUUACAUAAAUUAAGAUAAUAGACAAUAUUCACUCGCAUAAUAGCUGUGCUUUUUUCUGAAACGUUGCCACCAGAAACUGAGGUGCAGCCAGCAGAAAACUGAGGACGCAUUGAGGGUAAACAAAAGUUGUAAUUCUGUAUUUGAAUGUCCCUCCAAAAUUGCCCAUCCUUCAUGAUCUUACAGACUAAACUGAAUGUGGACCAUAAUUAAUGCACGGUGUUGUAUGGCUUUCCCAGAUGGAGACAUUCCAAAUCAUGCCUUUCAAGGUAAAUUUCUUUUGAAUGUGUUUCUGUUGCUUUAGAAAUUACGGUGUGGCCACAGCAUGGAGAAUAUAUGUUGGGUUUUUUUUUAUUUGAGGCAAUGUUCAAGGAUGUGACCAUCACAUCAGUAUGACUGAUUAAGGAAGUAAAUACAGUACAUGUUUCUUUGAUCUAUUAUUUUUCUACUUUUAGAGUGCCCUAAAGAUUUAUUUCCAGGCUGAAGCAGUCACUGUUUUUUUACAGGUUAUUUUUACGCUACUAAAAUAUUACAUAAGGGUUAUGGGUUAUGGGUUUCGUGGUUUAAAAAAAAAAAUUCCCAGGCAUGGGAUGAAUUUUGAUGGCCUACAUGAAAUACAUUUUAAUGGCA
Molecule: messenger RNA, 2584 nt
Organism: Alligator sinensis (Chinese alligator)
Lineage: Eukaryota; Metazoa; Chordata; Crocodylia; Alligatoridae
Gene: HSD17B12
Product: hydroxysteroid 17-beta dehydrogenase 12
Exons: 8
Cellular component (GO): endoplasmic reticulum
Molecular function (GO): oxidoreductase activity
Source: RefSeq, a predicted model, not a curated record